Molecule: messenger RNA, 1855 nt
Organism: Amoebophrya sp. A120
Lineage: Eukaryota; Dinophyceae; Syndiniales; Amoebophryaceae
Source: the annotation of a GenBank genome assembly
CGGUGACAUGGCCAUUUGUUGCUUUCCCCCCCGCGUCGUUUUUGGAAUUUCAGACGCGGGGGGGGGCCUUGUAGGCGAGCGAAAUACAAACAAAAACGCAUAUGCUGUUCAAAUGAACAUUUCCGAGUCAGGAUUUUUUUUUUGGUCUGGGCUGACCGAGAGAGAGCAAUUUUAGACGGGUAGAUUCUUGAGGUAUUUUUGCUUGCAAAAACACGCAUCAAAACGGGUGAGUCACCUCAAAAACAAAAAACAGUUCUCAAACAUUCAAAACUGCACUUCUUUAGAAACUUGAUUCCCCACGAAGCGCACGUCUUGUAGUAAUUUUUUAGUCGAACUUUUUUCUCACCAUCGGCACAGUUUACUUUCCUUUCUCAUUCAAAUUUAGCGUUCCGAGAACACCACUACCGUUUGUGAAAGAGAAUUCAUAGGUCCUACAACUUGCUGCUGAAUUCAUAAUCCUCGUCUUCGCUAUGUCCCACGGCAACAACAAUUUUAUGCCGACGUCGUCUGUUGCGUACCGACCCUACCAUGGUGGCCGAAAUGACAUCUGGGGGUCCGACCUGGCCGUGCCGAUGAUGCAGGACUACGAACUGGUGCCGGUGGCCUCCAUGAUCGCACCCGCGUCCCAGUUUUACCAACCUUCGGCGCCGGCUAACUUCGCGGGGAAUGCCUGUGUGGUGAAUACCACGCCAGGUAUGUUAGCCUAGUGAUGCAUUGAUCACCAUGGUGAUGCUCUUCGUUCUCGUUUUCGAAACGGAAAUAGGAACAAUUCAAGCACGGAUUGUUUUGUCUUUCUGAUGAUUUUUAAUGCAGGCGAAGUUAUUCGAUUUCGAAUCAAUUCGUGGUGAAAAGAUAAAGAAGAAGAAAUCUUCUAAAUUGUGCAGGUCAAACGCAACCCAACGCCAUGCUGAUGACGCCGCAGCCCACGAAUGGCAUGAUGGGCAGCAGCGUCACAAAUACUCCUGCGACUACCUUGUUUGCCGCAGCAGGGAAGCGCUCGAGCAACUACGAUGAUCACGCGACGAAGCGGCAGAAGGUCGACUUUUGCAUGCAAAUGAUGCACAACUAAGGCUAGCAAGCUGUCUUCUUCUUUGCAGACCUAGAACUUUUUUUUUUCCACAGCGACACUCACUUUCUUUCAGUUAUCACAUCUUGGCUUGAAACUUUUCGGAAUUCAUCAGUCUACCAAUGCUUUGAAAUCGCAUCUUUUGCUAAGCAACUGGCUUCUAUUUAGCGCAACCACAACCCUUGAAAUUGUUUAUACGAAUUACUGCAUGUGGUCCGCUUGCUGUAGCUGUUGCUAACAGGAAUUGGAAUAGUCCGCUUUUCGCUGCGCGAGUUUUCGUCUGCCAAUGUCGUAGCGUGCUUUCUUCUAGUCCUGCAGCAGCUGUCAGCACAUCAGUCUGCAAAUCAUUUUGGUCAAUUACUUGCUAGCCGACGGCAGAGAUUUUAGGUCAGCUGAAAUCCACCGUCUAAUAUCGUGGUCUCAAAACGUCGUCAAUGAACAAUCAACUGUAUUGAACUGUUGAACACGAAGGAAUGUGAAAACUCUAAGGUAAACGAGAAUAUAGAGAGAAGGACAGGAAGAUUAAAAAAGCUGGGCGAGUAUGUGGACCACAAAAAUAGAAUCAGGUAGUGAAAUGUAAAUGACCCGAAGCGGUGAAGCACAAGUCUGACUUCAAAGAAUAGCGCGACGCCAAAACGAGUUCUCGUUACGGUAUCUUUCGAAACUACGGGCUUCAUCAUUUAUACUUUUGUCAGAGAAUUUCCCCAAAAGAUGAACUGUGCAAAAACCUAUUUGCAGCAUUUGCGAGAGUUUUUUUACGCGACAGGCGUCCUAAAUCUAGAUUGAGAU